This is a messenger RNA of Antechinus flavipes (yellow-footed antechinus), 2696 nucleotides long. RefSeq names its product terminal uridylyl transferase 1, U6 snRNA-specific (gene TUT1). Bases 38 to 2662 code for a protein of 874 amino acids. Gene Ontology annotation, molecular function: RNA binding; zinc ion binding; poly(A) RNA polymerase activity. The record is from RefSeq and is a predicted model, not a curated record. NCBI's taxonomy places the organism in Eukaryota, Metazoa, Chordata, Mammalia, Dasyuromorphia, Dasyuridae. The transcript is spliced from 9 exons. Gene Ontology annotation, cellular component: mitochondrion.
CGGAAGUCGCGUCCAGUCCCGUUUUGAAGCGGGAACCAUGGCGGCGACUGAGCCGGAUGUGGAGGCUUUACCGCGCGGGGGCUUCAGAUGCUGCCUCUGCCACGUGAACACAGCUAAUCGGCCCAGCCUGGAUGCCCACCUGGCAGGCAAGAAGCAUCGCCGCCUUGAAGAGCUUCGAGCUACCCGCCGGGCCCAGGGCCUCCGGAGUGUGUUUGUCAGCGGCUUUCCCCGCGGCCUGGAUCCGGCCCAGCUCUCUGAAUACUUCCAGGCCUUUGGGCCCGUGGCCAGCAUCGUCAUGGACAAGGACAAGGGUGUGUUUGCUAUCGUUGAAAUGGGGGACACCGGGGCCCGGGACGCCGUCUUGUCCCAGCCCCAGCACGCUCUCGGUGGCCAUCGGCUACGUGUCCGGCCUCGGCAGCAGAAGGAAUUCCAGACUCCAGCUCCCAAGGCCCCCAGGGGGGCGCCCCCGGAUGACCAGCAGCUGAUGCAGGGGCUGGCAGAGGCUCCAGACGUGGAGGCCCAGAUGCUGAGGCUGGUGGGCCUCCGGGAGCUUUCCGAGGCCGAGCGGCAGCUGCGCGGCCUUGUGGUGACGCUGAUGCAGGAGGUCUUCACAGAGUUCUUCCCCGGCUGUGUCGUCCGUCCCUUUGGCUCCUCGACAAACGGCUUUGACGUUCAUGGCUGUGACCUUGACCUCUUCCUGGAUCUGGGGGAUUUGGAGGGGCCCCAGCGGGACCCGAAGGCCCCGGCCUCUCCGGCGUUGGACUCGGCCCUUGCUUCUCCACUGGAUCCUCAAGCCUUGGCCUCCUCCCCAGCUUCCCCUGUAGACUCUCCGGCCCCAGCUUCUCCCCAGGACUCUGAAACUCCCGCCUCCUCCCUAGCCCCUCCAACCCCUGACUCGGCUCUGGCCUCUGAGGCGCUGGCCUCUCCCCAGUCCUUGCCCCCCAUGUCACCUGUCCAGGAGGAGGUGGGAGAAAGGGACUUGGGGAAGACCUGGGAACUUGGAGGAUCCCUGAAGAGGGAGGAGGGGGAGGGAGAGGCCAUGCUGGAACUCGUGGGCUCCGUCCUCCGAGGCUGCGUCCCCGGCGUGCACAGCGUCUGGACCGUGCCCUCGGCUCGACGCCCCGUGGUCAAAUUCUGCCACCGGCCCUCUGGUCUUCACGGUGACAUCUCCCUCAGUAACAGGCUGGCACUGUACAACUCGCGGUUCCUGAAUCUCUGCUGUGCCCUGGACAGGCGGGUGCGGCCCCUGGUCUAUACCCUGCGCUGCUGGGCUCAGGGCCGAGGGCUGACGGGGAGCGGCCCCCUUCUGAACAAUUAUGCGUUGACUCUCUUGGUGAUCUACUUUCUUCAAACCCGGGACCCUCCUGUGCUGCCUUCCCUCACAAGGCUCACCCAUAUGGCAGGUGAGGAGGAACGGGUUGAGGUGGAUGGCUGGGACUGCAGCUUCCCCGGGGAGGCCUCCCACCUGGAGCCCAGCGCGAACACCGAGUCCCUGCCCUCCCUUCUGGCCCAGUUCUUUGACUGUGUCUCCAGCUGGGAGCUCCGAGGCUCACUGCUGUCUCUGAGGGAAGGUCUGCCGCUGCCCGUAGCUGACGGCCUGCCCCCCGGUCUCUGGGGGGGCCUGCGUCUCGGCCCUCUGAACCUACAGGACCCUUUUGACCUGAGUCACAAUGUGGCAGCCAACGUGACGAGCCGGGUAGCCGGUCGCCUCCAGAACUGUUGUCGGGAAUCGGCUAAUUACUGCCGAAGCCUCCAGUUCCAGCGUCGUUCUCCCCGGGGCCGGGACUGGGGUCUGCUUCCUCUCCUGCAGCCCAGCUCUGCCAGCUCUCUGCUGUCUGUUACUCCCAUCCCCCUUCCCCCGGCCCCCUUCCCCCAGCUCUGCGCUGCUAUCAGCCAGGUGUUAGAGGAAACCCUGGGCUGCCAGGUCGAGCGGAACAGCAAGAGGCAGAGCCCAGGAGACGGCGAUGGGGAUGCACAUCUCCGGGGGACGCCGAGGAAAAGGCCACGAUUGGAGAGGGAGAAAGGACAGACACCUGAGGGGCGCCAAGGAGAGGCCAGGGUGGAAGAGCCAGCCCUGGAGGCUGCGGGGGAGGAGGAGCUGGCAUUGGAGGCUGGGGGGGAGAAGGAGCUGGCCCUGGAGGCUGGGAGGGAGAAGGAGCUGGCACUGGAGGCUGGGGGAGAGAAGGGCCAGCCUGGGUCAUCAGGGGAGCAGCUGCACAGGCUUGGACAGCCUUUGGUGGAAAGGGAAGUAAAGCCCUUGGAAAACCCGGGGACUGAAGAGGUAGGAGCAGUCCAGGGGGAGGAGACGGGGUCAGGGGCGGCACGGACCUGGCUCUGUACGCUCUGGCACCGGGUAUGGCUCGGGCGGCGCAGGGUCCGGAGGCAGUUGCAGCAGCAAGCCAAAGGGGAAAUGAGCUGGCUGCAGGCAGAGGCUCUGGUGACCCAGGAGCUGAUAGCACAGGAAAGCAGGAAGCAGCGCCCAGAGCCAGAGCCGCCGCGGCCCCUCCUCACCUUCGCCGCAGCCACCAGCCCCUCCGGCCCCUUUCUCACGCUCACCCAGCUCCAGGAUCCUCACGGUCUGUUCCCUGACCUCCAUCAUUUUUUACAUGGCUUUCUACCUCGAACUGUCCGGGCCGUCCUCGGGUGUGAGAAAGGUGACUGAAGGACGAGGGGACAAUAAAGGGCUUUUGUAUGAA